AUGAGGUAUCUUGGUGAUUACCUCGCCUUCACAUCAAGUGCCUGCUUCAGCUGCGGACAGAAUCAAGCGCAAGCUGUUCGACGAUCGAGAGUUUUUCCUGAAGAAACACAGCAGGCAAGUCAGUCGCAACAGCCCCUUGACGACUUCGCCCCCUCUGCACCACCCCUAGAAGAGCUGCUUGAUGACGAACGAGGUGAUUCAGUCAAACAAGAGCACGGCUCAAGUCACCGUGGAUCCAACACAGAGGAGGCAGCAAGUGGAAACAACCAAGGAGAAUGCGUCAUCUGCCUCGAGGCUCCAUCCAAGUUCGCCCUGAUGCCUUGCGGUCACCUGUGUCUGUGCGGGAACUGCGUUGGUACGGUCACCCGUUGCCCUCUAUGCAGGAAGGAGCUACAGGGGUUUCUUGCUGUGUAUACUUAG
This is a messenger RNA of Guillardia theta CCMP2712, 420 nucleotides long. RefSeq lists its product as hypothetical. The coding region runs from base 1 to 420 and encodes 139 amino acids. Gene Ontology annotation, biological process: ubiquitin-dependent protein catabolic process; protein ubiquitination. The record is from RefSeq and is a predicted model, not a curated record. The transcript has a single exon. Lineage: Eukaryota; Cryptophyceae; Pyrenomonadales; Geminigeraceae. Gene Ontology annotation, molecular function: ubiquitin protein ligase activity.